AUGGUGUCUUCUGUAAACCCUCCUAUUGCAGCUCCAAGUUUUAUUUCUAUUCCACGGCCUCAAGCGGGACUUCCUUCUACAUCUCUAUCCACAUCUCUGCAAGCAAGAGUUCCAAGUUCUGUUUCUGGAAGUGUUCCAAAUUUCGCUCCCCUAAAACCACCAAUGAUGACGGCUCAAAGCCCUGGCGAUUUCACUUUUCAGCCUCAUCGACCACAGAAUCCAUCCUUCCAAACAGUUCCCCAGCCAAGCAGUCACUUUUCAGCACAUAACGCUUCUCUUGCCAGACCAAUGUUGCCAUCUCCAACACCUCAAGCACCGUCUUUCCAGUUUCCUCAGCCGGGCAGUCAGGUGUUAUCGAGACCACAACUCGGUGACCACAUGGGUCAGCAUCCAUCAGCUCAUAUGUCUGCUGCUCCCUAUGCCAGAAAUUCAACUGCCAUCUCAGUUCCUCCUAGACUCGCAACAUUUCUAGAAUCCAGUACCGUUCUACCUCGGACGCCACACCCACCAAUGAGACCGAGUAACUUCAAUCCACCUCACCAGAUGCCCAAUUUGCCAGGUCCUCUGCCUCCAAGGCCAGGAAAUUAUAUUCAAAUUCAGCAAAACUAUCCUGCUCACGCAACUCGACCUGAGAUCCCACGUGCUCCAAAUCAACAGUUCAGCAACCACCUUGCAUUUUCCUCUGGCAAGUCGGCGUCUGGUCCUGGAGGAGGGCAACAACUGUAUGAUCCGUUCUCACCCACUUCCGCGAAUCAACAGCAGGGAGGUAAUCCAGGGAAGAUGUGA
Malus domestica (apple) is the source of this 786-nucleotide messenger RNA. NCBI's taxonomy places the organism in Eukaryota, Viridiplantae, Streptophyta, Magnoliopsida, Rosales, Rosaceae. The record is from RefSeq and is a predicted model, not a curated record.